Messenger RNA from Aphidius gifuensis, 1272 nucleotides. Its product is annotated as cell division cycle protein 123 homolog. The record is from RefSeq and is a predicted model, not a curated record. Lineage: Eukaryota; Metazoa; Arthropoda; Insecta; Hymenoptera; Braconidae. The coding region runs from base 73 to 1032 and encodes 319 amino acids. Gene Ontology annotation, cellular component: cytoplasm. The transcript is spliced from 6 exons.
CAAGUGAUUUUUUAAUUCACAUGAUAAUUAAUAGUCAUUUAAUAAUCAUUGUUUAUAUUUAAUUAAAUUAAAAUGAUUGGUAACCCAAAAGUUGAAUGUUCAAUAACAUCAUGGUAUUCGAAAUUUGAAAAAGAUUCAUUAGAAUCAACAAUAUUAUGUUUGCCAAAUGAUGUUAUAAAUUACAUUGAGAAUGACACUACAAUUGUUUUGCCGGUUGAAGCAAUAAAUCCAUCAGAAAAUAACACAGAAUGGGUUGAUGGAUCAGCUGUUGAUGAUGAUGAAUCAGAGGAUGAAAAGACACGUCCAACAUUUCCAGAGUUUAGCAAAAAAAUUCAAGAAGCUAUUGAUUUUUAUGAUGCUGUUUUUAUCAAAACAAAUUGGAGAACACCAUCUGAUGCAAUUUGGGUUGCACCAACAAAAACUCUUAAAUGUACAACACUAGAAGAAGUAUAUCUUUUUUUAAAAAGUUCAGACAGAGUGUCUGAUGACAUAAGUGCCAUUAGAAAUUUAAAUGAUGAUGAUAAUGAUGUACCACUUGAAUCAUGUUUAGUUAUUAAACAAUGGAGAGACAUUAAUCCAGGAAAUGAAUUUCGUUGUUUGGUCAUCAACAAGCAGCUUAUUGGAAUUUCUCAAAGAGAUCUUUCACAAUAUCACAAAUACAUGGAAACUGAAAAAUAUAAUAUUCAAACAGACAUAACAAGUUUUUUUAAUGAAAAAAUAAAAAAUAAAUUUGACUUAAAUACUUAUACAUUUGAUGUAAUAAGAUAUAAAAAAGAUAAAGUUAAAAUAAUUGACUUUGGUUUAAUUGAUGAAGGAACUGUUAAAAAAACAUUAUUUACCUUUGAUGAACUUGACAAGAUUGAAAAUCCACCUGAGCUACGUUUUAUUGGUGAAGAAAUGGGAAUACAACCAAAUACAAGUAAUCAUUUUUGUGCACCACAAGAAGUAAGAGAAUACCUCACUGCAUCUGCUAAUGAUUCAGUCAUUGAUUUUCUAAGAACGGAAGUUCAAAAUCAACGUAUCGAUGACUAAAAAAUAAUAAUGAAAUAUUUUGUACAUAUAUAAUGAUAAUUUUUAUUCAAUUUAUAAAUCAUUUUGUAAUAAAUUCCAAUUUUUUUACAACAAAAAAAUAAAAUAAAUCGAAAUAAAAAUUUGUGAGUUUUUUCGUUGUCGAAAUAAGUAUAUACUGCUAAAAUAAUAAUUUUUUUUCCAUCGAAAAUUUAAAAAAUUAUUAAACAAUUAAUUCACAUGAAACUUAAUAUUUUUACAAAA